Molecule: messenger RNA, 1959 nt
Organism: Wasmannia auropunctata (little fire ant)
Lineage: Eukaryota; Metazoa; Arthropoda; Insecta; Hymenoptera; Formicidae
Exons: 4
Coding region: 131-1222 (363 amino acids)
Biological process (GO): detection of chemical stimulus involved in sensory perception of smell; sensory perception of smell
Cellular component (GO): plasma membrane
Molecular function (GO): odorant binding; olfactory receptor activity
Source: RefSeq, a predicted model, not a curated record
UCCGCAAAGAAAGAAACAUUUGCAGUGACGGAACACAAGAGUUAAUGUAAACCCGAGAGCAAAUCGAGUCUUGUAAUAUAACGACGUAUGUGAAAGUAAUAUUUAUUACGAGCAAACGCGACGUCUCAAGAUGAACUUCCAGAAUGUGAAUCCCCUAAAUGUUCGAUUAAAUAUGAUCUCAGGCAAUUUGUUACCGAUGACGAGCGACGAUUCGUCGUUUCAUGUAGCGUGGAAAGUAUACAGCAUUGUCAUAUGGAUAAUCGAGCUGUACCAAACCAUCGCAACGGUUCGCGGAUUUGUACUGGUGGCGAAUAGCGAGACUCUGCAGGACGCCGGCACGAUUAGUAUCGUGAUAAGCGUUGAAGUGUGCGUUCUGCUCGCGCGUAUGUACGCAAACAGAGAUCUUGCGAGUCAGUUAAUCCAGAAGCUGAACAGUAUUCUGCGCUCGGAGGGCGAGAGUAUGGAGGGCAUUGUGCAUUCAACCCUGAAGCAGUUAGAGAUUCCGCUCAAGUUCUACAGCAUAGCUGGGACUGGAUCUGUAAUAGUGUAUUGCAGCCUACCGCUCGCGCUAAUUUUCAAGAAGAAGUAUUUUUUCUACGAAGAUUAUGGAAUGAUGGCAGCCUUCUCGAAACAACCAUUCUCGACGAAAGUUUUCGUGCUGGGCAACACUGUCGAAACUAUCGCCAGCAUGUUUAUAUUCCUAAAGAAGGUUGCCAUGGACGUUUAUAUGAUAAAUCUCGUAUUAUUGAUGACAGCGCAGUAUCGCUACAUCGCGGUGAAGCUCGCGACAAUACUUCGCAAUAAUAUCUCACAAAAUGAGGACCGUGAAUUCCAAAAGAAAUACUAUUCUGCAGAUUUAUCGGUUGAGAAACAGAUGAAAGAGUUUUGUCGACAUUAUAACACUAUAAUUCUUAUGACGUUGAUGUUAAAGAAAUUCCUAUCCUUGAAUAUGAGUUUGAUAUUCUUGACCAAUAUCAUUCUUUUCUGUUUUCUCGACAUAAUUAUCAUAAAUGCAAGUAAAGAAGUAACAGAUAAAGCAUUUCAUGAGAAGUGGUAUCAAUUUGGACCUUCGUUGAAACAUAUGUUCAGGAUGAUUAUAAUAGCCAAUAAUUUAAACACUAAAUUGUCGAUUUCUGAAAAGUUCAGUCUGUCCCUCCCUUCAUUUUUAUCGAUCUUAAAUCAAUCGUAUUCGAUUGCUCUUUUGCUUUUAAAAAUGAAAUGAAAAUUGGUAAGGAUGUUUAUUUGUCUUGAAAGUUACAUCUGUGUCUUUUACACAUUUUUAACUAGUAAUAAAAUAUGAUAAAAGUGAACAAUAUUGCUCAAUAUUGCUAACAUUUAAGUAAUUCGUUUCAGGAUAGAAUAUGUUACGAAAUAAGAAUUAAAGACUAAUAUUGCUAAUAAACGGAUUAUCUAAAUAAUUUAAAUAGAAUUAACAAAAAAUAAAAAUUACCAUAAUCAACGUACAAUAUGCAUGUUGGAAGUUUAUCAUUUUUCUUCGGCUCUUUGAUAAAGAAUUAAACCAUAUUAUUAUAUUCUAUUUUUUUUAUUUUAGUGUUAUAAACGCUGAACAGCGUAAUAAUAUUUUCUAUCGAAAUUAGAUAAAACUUACUUUAAGCACAACGAAAAUGUAGCUGUUAAUUUUGAAGUAGAACUAUUUUCACUAUUUCACAGUUUAAUUUACUAUUUAAUUUACUACAAACUGAACUGCAGUUUUCUGUCUAUUGACGACGCGCGAAAUAUCAUUAGUACUGCGAUCUGGCAGCGCUCUACUGGCAGCUCUGCGACAUAUGUAUCGUUAGCGCGCAAUAAAUAUACGUACCAUUAAAGAUAAUUAUUGCUUUUCAAAGCGCCAUAUGUAGCCACAGGAAAACCGGUAAUUUUACUUACCCUUUGUAAUAAACGAAAUGAAAAAUAGUACCACAUUUACCAUCUUUUUAGCAUCGUGAAAAUAUUUUUUCU